Orbilia oligospora ATCC 24927 is the source of this 1302-nucleotide messenger RNA. RefSeq lists its product as uncharacterized. Gene Ontology annotation, molecular function: protein binding. The record is from RefSeq and is a predicted model, not a curated record. The transcript is spliced from 2 exons. The coding region runs from base 1 to 1302 and encodes 433 amino acids. NCBI's taxonomy places the organism in Eukaryota, Fungi, Ascomycota, Orbiliomycetes, Orbiliales, Orbiliaceae.
AUGGAACCAGCCGCUGAGUCAGCUUCAGCGCGCCCACCUCUUCUACAACUUCCUCAAGAACUCUACUCCGACAUCAUCGGGUAUAUUGGCUUAAACGACCGAGCCAGCUUAUUGAGAGUCUGCAAAUCUUUAUACUAUCUUACGUAUUCAUACUUAUGGCGAACCAUCGACUCAAAUAUUUAUACUUUGGAUCGACGCGAGAUUUCCAUUUUCACCUUGCAGAUAAAAAAUGUAUCCAAACUUUCAGAAAUCACUCAAGAGUUAGGAGCCGACGCUCUAGGAUUCCGCCAUAUAAAGGAAUUGAGAUUUGGAUCCGGUGACUUCGAAAACUAUAGCCCUUGGGUUAAGAUGGGCUUGUUGGAUGUUGUCUGUGAUCAAAUUACUUCUAAAAAAAUGGAAAUCCUAAAAGUAAAUUUGAACUGGGAGAGGUUUAAACCAAACGACGAAGACUGCGUCAUUAAAUUCCUUGGGAUUUUGAAGAACUAUUCCGAGCUCAAUAUAAAACGGCCUUCCAUCAUAGCAGUUCAGAACGGGUUAGCUCUGACGUUCCCAUUUCAUCUAUUUGCUUUGGAAUGCUUUUCCAGUUUGAAAAUCGGCCUCAAUAAUAGCCUAUCUCUAAUACCUCCAACCAGAGAAUUAGUGAAGGAUAUACAGGUCCUGACCAAAGUUCUAGCUGGGGCAAUUUCUCUCAAACAUCUACGCGUCGAAGGGAACAGAUUCUUGAAUGACAGCCCGUGCCCGAUCGGUCAACUGCAACCCCAACUAUCGCAACUUCAAGAUGCAAUUACCAAUCUAAAGCAGCUCAGUACCCUAGAACUCACGCUUAUGUUAUUUCAUCCAUCGUUUUUCAUAGUUCCCCCUCAAAAUGUCAAAAGACUACAUCUUACGCCGAUAGUCUCAGUGGCCUGGUGGCGUCAGUUUGCCCAAUGUCCACUUCCAAACGUUGAGAAACUGGUGAUAUAUCCUCAUCACAUGAGCCGAAAGUACAUGGGCGAAGCGGCGACAUGGUGGUCUAAUACUGACCCAGAGGCAAAUCAGGCCGAUCCCGGUGACUUUUUAUUCAAACUACACGAUCUGGCGGUAGAAAGUUUGAAGAUAUUUGAAACAGAUUGCUAUUCAUACUACUGUCCUGAGGAUUUCUUAGAAUUAGUAGUUCAAAGGAACCCAGGACUUGGAGAGAAACAGCGGCAGAAAUAUUUGGAUAUGCAAAUAAAGUGGAAAGCCCAUCCGAGGGACUUCUUCCUAUAUGGUGAAAAGACUAGAUGGGAUAUAGACCCGAGAACUGGGCAACUAAAGCAGUAG